UCACAGCCGUCGCCAUUAAAGCUCCCAACCUAACACCACCACUUACCUGAAUAUCUCCUUAGUUUCAUCCUUCAAAGACUCUGUUUGAAUUUCUUUCCCAUGGCUGUUUACCCCGUACUCCUCGUCUCCACCCUUUUCGUUUCAGUCCAACUUUCAGUGUCCCAAUUCGAUGAUUUUAUCUACGAGGGUUUUCGAGAUCCCAAAACUAACCUGACCUUAACAGGCGUAGCCCAGAUCGACCACAGAGGAGUUCUUCAGCUAACCAAUGAUACCAGCAGAUUAAUCGGCCACGCCUUUCACUCUUCUCCGAUCAGAUUCAAGAACUCCACCGCCGGUGCCGGCGUCUACUCCUUCUCGACAGCCUUCGUCUUCGCAAUUCACCCAGAGUACCCCAAGCUCGGCGGCCAUGGCUUCGCCUUUAUAAUCUCGCCGGACAACAAUCUCAGAUCAGGUCUCCCCAGUCAGUACCUCGGAAUGCUCAACUCCUCCGACAUCGGAAAUUCCUCCAACCACAUCUUCGCCGUCGAAUUUGACACCGUCCGAGACUUCGAAUUCGACGACGUUAACGACAACCACGUCGGCGUAGAUCUCAACAGCUUAAAAUCCACCCAAGCCAAGCCGGCGGCGUACUUCGCCGGCGCCGGAGAAUUACCGACUGAAAUCAAUCUCAAAAGCGGAAAACCAAUCGUAGCCUGGAUAGACUACGAUUCAACCACCAAUUUCAUCAAUGUCACAAUCUCCCCAACCUCAUCCAAACCUAAAACCCCUCUCCUCUCCUUACAGUCAGAUCUGUCCCCAAUUCUUCACGAAACUAUGUACGUCGGCUUCACAGCUUCCACAGGCCUCCUCGCAAGCGCACAUUACAUCCUCGGUUGGAGCUUCAAAAUGAACUCUAAUGGCGGAUCCCAAUUUCUAGACCUAACCUCUCUCCCCUCCGUUCCAGGCCCCAAAAAAAAACCUAAUUCCACAUUCAUCAUCGCCCUAUCAAUGGCGGCAAUCCUAUUCCUCCUAAUUUCAACCCUAAUUGCACUUUACCUAAUCCGAAAAUUCAAAAAUCGCGAAGUAAUCGAGUCAUGGGAGCUCGAAAUCGGCCCGCACAGAUACAAAUACCACGAGCUCAAAAAGGCGACCAGAGGAUUCAAAGACAGCGAGCUUCUAGGGUUCGGCGGAUUCGGCAAAGUCUAUAAAGGAAAAUUCCCAAAUUCCAAAACCCUAAUCGCCGUAAAACGAAUUUCUCACGAAUCGAAGCAAGGCCUCCGCGAAUUCGUGUCGGAGAUUUCCACCAUCGGGCGGCUCCGCCACCGGAAUCUCGUCCAAUUGCUCGGUUGGUGCCGCCGCGGCGCCGAUCUCCUCCUCGUCUACGAUUUCAUGCCUAACGGAAGUCUCGACAGAUUUCUGUUCGAUAAACCUAAUUCUGUUCUUAAUUGGGCUCAGAGAGUUUUGAUCAUCAAAGACGUCGCUUCGGGCCUUUUAUACUUACACGAAGGUUGUGAGCAGAUCGUAAUCCACCGCGACUUAAAGACAAGCAACGUAUUGCUCGACGGCGAAAUGCGCGGCAAAAUUGGCGAUUUCGGACUUGCAAAGCUCUAUGAUCACGGCUCGAAUCCGAGCACGACCCGCGUCGUCGGGACGUUGGGUUAUUUAGCACCUGAGCUGCCGAGGACGGGACGUGCGACGACGGGAUCGGACGUGUUCGCUUUCGGGACAUUAUUGCUAGAAAUGACGUGCGGGCGCCGCCCAAUCGAGUCGAGACCUGGGGGCGGCGACGAUUCCGUGUUGGUCGAUAUCGUUUGGAAUCAAUGGCGGGAAGGACGGAUUCUCGACGCGGUAGACGCUCGAAUGGAGGGCGAUUUCGACGAGAAUGAGGCAGUCGUAAUUCUUAAGUUGGGGAUCAUGUGCUCGAGCAACGAUCUGGCGGCGAGGCCGUCGAUGCGGCAAGUGGUCAGCUAUCUCGAGGGCGAGACGGUGGUGCCGGAGAAGUUGCAGCCGCCGUCCGCCCCCGGGGACGAGAAAGGGUUCGAGGAUUACGUGCAUUCGUACGCAUCGUCGUCUUUCGACAAGACGAGUAGUUCGAUUGUGGAUCGGAGUUUCCCGUCGUUCUCGACUUCGCCUCUGACGCCGCUCGGCGGCGCUGAGGCGGCGCGAUGAUGGAUUGACGGUUGGUUUCAUAUUGUUAGUUGUGUCAAAAGAUUCAAAAGCAUUUAUUUAUAUAAACGCAAAGAUAAAAUUAUUAAACAAAUAUCGGUGGCGGAACCAGAGAUUUUUUGUCGACAGGGUUUAAGGGUAUUUUUUGUCAAAAAAUUAAAUAUUUUUAUCAAUUUGAAGUAGAAUUGAUGGUAAGAAAUGUAUUAGUUUGUUUGGGAGUUUGAAUUUGAAUAGUAA
Molecule: messenger RNA, 2382 nt
Organism: Andrographis paniculata
Lineage: Eukaryota; Viridiplantae; Streptophyta; Magnoliopsida; Lamiales; Acanthaceae
Product: L-type lectin-domain containing receptor kinase S.4-like
Exons: 2
Coding region: 100-2148 (682 amino acids)
Biological process (GO): protein phosphorylation
Cellular component (GO): plasma membrane
Molecular function (GO): carbohydrate binding; ATP binding; protein kinase activity
Source: RefSeq, a predicted model, not a curated record